Messenger RNA from Nannospalax galili (Upper Galilee mountains blind mole rat), 3433 nucleotides. It is a transcript of the gene Sgsm3, whose product is annotated as small G protein signaling modulator 3. Gene Ontology annotation, molecular function: protein binding. Lineage: Eukaryota; Metazoa; Chordata; Mammalia; Rodentia; Spalacidae. The record is from RefSeq and is a predicted model, not a curated record.
CGGAGCCAGCUGCGAGCGGACCUGAAACGCGCGCUGUGGGGGCUCCGGGCAGGAAACCACAUACCUUCUGCCAGUGGCCCCUUCUCAGCUCUGACACCAAGCAUAUGGCCCCAGGAGAUCCUGGCCAAGUACACACAGAAGGAAGAGUCUGCAGAGCAACCAGAGUUCUGCUACGAUGAGUUUGGUUUCCGAGUGGACAAGGAAGAAGGUGCUGAGCCUGGAUGCAGCCAACUGACAAGUACACUACUGGUGGAGGACCCCCCGCAGAGGCUGCGGUGGCAGGCCCACCUGGAGUUUACCCACAACCACGAUGUGGGGGAUCUCACCUGGGACAAGAUUGCAGUCUCCCUCCCACGCUCUGAGAAACUCCGUUCCCUAGUGCUGGCUGGCAUCCCACAUGGCAUGAGGCCACAGCUGUGGAUGCGACUAUCUGGAGCACUGCAGAAGAAGAGGAACUCUGAGCUAUCCUACCGUGAGAUUGUAAAGAACAGCUCCAAUGAUGAGACUAUCACUGCCAAACAGAUCGAGAAGGACCUGCUCCGCACCAUGCCCAGCAAUGCCUGCUUUGCCAGUGUGAACAGCAUUGGGGUGCUUCGCCUGCGCAGAGUCCUCCGAGCACUGGCCUGGCUCUACCCAGAGAUUGGCUACUGCCAGGGCACGGGCAUGGUGGCUGCCUGCCUCCUUCUGUUCCUGGAGGAGGAGGAUGCCUUCUGGAUGAUGUGUGCAGUUAUCGAGGACCUGCUCCCUGCCUCCUACUUCAGCACCACCCUACUGGGUGUCCAGACUGACCAGCGGGUCCUUCGUCACUUGAUUGUCCAGUACCUACCUCGCUUGGACAAGCUGCUCCAGGAGCACGACAUCGAGCUGUCUCUAAUCACACUGCACUGGUUCCUCACGGCCUUCGCCAGCGUGGUACACAUCAAACUGCUGCUGCGCAUCUGGGACCUGUUUUUCUACGAGGGCUCCCUGGUGCUGUUCCAAACCACGCUGGGCAUGCUGCGCCUUAAGGAGGAGGAGCUGAUCCAGUCAGAGAACUCGGCCUCCAUCUUCAACACACUGUCGGACAUCCCAGCACAGAUGGAGGAUGCUGAGCUGCUGCUGGAAGAGGCCAUGCGGCUGGCUGGUUCCCUCACUGAUGUGGCUGUGGAGACCCAGCGUCGCAAGCACCUGGCCUACCUCAUUGCAGACCAGGGCCAGCUCCUCGGGACCAGUGCCCCCACCAACCUCUCUCAGGUUGUGCGGCGCAGGACCCAACGGAGGAAGUCUGCCAUCACCUCCCUGCUCUUUGGGGAGGAUGACCUGGAGGCCCUCAAGGCCAAGAACAUCAAGCAGACAGAACUGGUGGCUGACCUACGUGAAGCCAUCUUGCGUGUGGCCCGCCAUUUCCAGUGCACAGACCCCAAGAACUGUAAUGUGGAGCUGACCCCCGACUACAGCAUGGAGAGCCACCAGCGGGACCAUGAGAACUAUGUGGCAUGUUUGCGCAGUCACCGGCGCAGGGCCAAGGCCCUGCUGGACUUUGAGCGGCAUGACGAUGAUGAGCUAGGCUUCCGCAAAAAUGACAUCAUCACGAUCAUCUCUCAGAAGGACGAGCACUGCUGGGUGGGUGAGCUGAACGGCCUGAGAGGCUGGUUUCCAGCCAAGUUUGUGGAGGUCCUGGAUGAGCGGAGCAAAGAGUACUCCAUUGCCGGGGACGAUUCUGUGACAGAAGGAGUUACAGACCUUGUGCGAGGGACCCUCUGCCCGGCCCUCAAGGCCCUGUUUGAACACGGACUGAAGAAGCCAUCCUUGCUUGGAGGGCCCUGCCACCCCUGGCUGUUUAUCGAAGAGGCUGCGGGCCGGGAGGUUGAAAGAGACUUUGAUUCUGUGUACUCCCGCCUGGUGCUCUGUAAGACAUACAGGUUGGAUGAAGAUGGCAAAGUCCUGACCCCCGAGGAGCUGCUGUACCGGGCUGUGCAGUCUGUGAAUGUGACCCAUGAUGCAGCACACGCACAAAUGGACGUUAAACUCCGCUCCCUGAUCUGUGUGGGGCUCAAUGAGCAGGUACUGCACCUGUGGCUGGAGGUGCUCUGCUCUAGCCUGCCCACUGUGGAGAAGUGGUACCAGCCCUGGUCCUUUCUGCGAAGCCCUGGCUGGGUCCAGAUCAAGUGUGAGCUCCGCGUCCUCUGCUGCUUUGCCUUCAGCCUCUCCCAGGAUUGGGAGCUCCCUGCAAAGAGAGAGGAAGAGAAGCAGCCACUGAAGGAGGGUGUUCAGGACAUGCUGGUGAAGCACCACCUUUUCAGCUGGGACAUAGAUGGAUGACGCUCCUGCUAGCUGCUCACUGGUUCCCAGGCUUCCCACAAGCCAUUGGAUGCCUGGCAGGCCCCUUCCUCCAAUAGAAAGAGAAGGUGGAGCCCUGGCCAACCUCAGGCCUGCUCUGGACUGUCUGAGGUGGCCCAGGCCUUGCCUAAUGACAGUGUCUGGGGAAUGAGACACUCCAGAGCCCAUCCAGGGGGUCAUGAUCAGGAUUCAGGCCUUCCCACUCCAGGCACCCACAACUGGCAGGAGCAGAAGGUGGGGACUACCCCUGUCUCUCCUUAAUGCAGGCUGGAGAGCACCAUGCCUGAGUCCUUAAGGAAGCUCUGGGUGCCAGCCAUCUAGUUGUACUAACCAGAAACCUCGGAAGCGGAGCGACAUUGGUGUGACUCCAGCUCUGUAGAACUUUGCUCAGGAAGGGGGUUGGUUUAAGGCAGUUAAGGCUUCUUGACUAAGAUCUUUGAUUUGUAAAUAAACUUUGUGAGAACACCUCUCCUCUUCAGCCACAGUCACAGCUCUACCAAGUGUGUCCCUUCUGGAAUGGUCUGGCUCCUGGACCCUUGCUGAAUGCUUCUCCCAAGUAGGAGUGAUGGGACUUGGGCUUUGGGUCACUGUGUGGCCCUAGAUUGCUGGUAUGAACAGCAGCCCCGGGGCCCCAGCCAUGGAUGGAAGAUGAUUGACUGACAAGUCAGUGUUUUUAUUUUAAAAAGUUCACACAGCUUCCCCACCUUUGUCCCAGCACUGGUUUUUGGCAACUCCAUCCCUACUCCCUAUUGCAUCGGAACAAGGCUGAUGGUGGGCACGAGGUGGCCACAGCUGCCAAGCCCCUCUGUCCCAGGUCCAUGUUGGCUACAGCGAGGAAAUGGGAUGGAAUGUGGGUGGGCAGAGCGCUCCUGGGGGGUUAGACCAGGAAGCCUCUCUGCCCUUGUGGCACAAAGGAGCCGGAAAGCAGGGCAGGUGGAGUGUAGGCCAUGGCCAGUGUCUACAUGUCAAACACACGUGAGGGGUGGGCCUGGGCAGCUGCAUGCCCGACUGGGCACUGGACUGUGUGGCACGUAGCUCAGGGUGACCCUGUAUCAAGCCCCCAGUAGCCACAGGCCUUCGGCAUGUGAAAGCUGGUGGAGGUAGCCAUACCCAU